AUGUUUCGUGGUAGUGCAAUCAAAUACGUCAUUUUUCUCAGUGUUCUCCUCGGAAUUGUAAUUCUAACGAAAGUUCUUCAAAGUGUUAUUGAAAAAGCGAAUAUUAAAAGUAAGUGGUGGUGCAUUUUUUACCUAGUAUAUUUUUUCUUUAUUAUCAGAGAUUCGAGUAAAUGAGUAAUAAACGUAAACUUGAUUGAGUAAAUACCUGUUAUUAGGUAUUUUUCAUCUGUUUUAAGUUAAUAUAUAUACAACAAAACAUUUCAAGAAGGCGAUUAGAAUAUAAAACAAAUCAUAUAUGAACACUUCACUGUGGAUGCGAAUUUUAAUUAAGAAAUGGUCACGCAUUUUGACGCUUGUGUUAAUUAAGGUAUUUCAAAUGAAAUAAGUUAGGGCCUGUUUACAUGGAGGUGGGGGACCCCAGGUAGGUGAGGUAACCCGCUUUGGUGGGUAACCCGCCUGUCCACAUAAUCUCUCAUUUUAAUUUGAUCACGUUUACUUGAUAGGUGGGGUGACCCGCCGCAUGUUACCUCACCUAUCUGGGGUCCCCCAUCUCCAUGUAAACAGGCCCUUCACGAAAGUUGAAUAUAACGAGAAGAUGCUCAAAAGAAACAAAACCUGUUGAGACAACAGCAACAAUUUUUUUGAGCGAAGGAAUCUAGCAACUUUGUUCGAGCGUUUUUCACAGUUUUAGUUAUACCGUCAGAUCCUGAUCCGAUAAAAUAAUGCUUUUUCUUAUCAAUCAAGAGUGUAUCGAGAAAUUGGGGCAAAAAUAAUGGAAAAAAGGUCCCGGAGAUUAUCAUUAAACUCAGGAGCCCAUCAAAUUGAUGGGCUCCUGCUAAACUUAAUUAAUGGCGCGAAAAUAAACAUUAACACCCUGCAAAUUAACGCGAAGUUUUGAAAUUCGCGUUUAUUCCUUGAAGCGUCAACUUCUUUCACUUCAGGUUUAACCCUCGGACGUAAACGUAAAUUCAUACCCCCAACGGGAGGGGGGAAGGGUGAUGGAUGGAACCCCUCCCCAGAGUUUUUGAUAGUGUUUGAGUUUUGACACUGUUCUUUCGAUCUUCUUCUCUUUCAUCUUGGAUUUUACCAAGAUUUAGAAAUCAGGUUAAAACCGCGAGAGGUGGUAAUUUUUUGUGCUUGACAUGAAAAAUAACACAUAAAUAAGCACUUUGCAUGAUUUUAGCCACAAGAUUUACCUACAUUGCUGAAAAAAAGUUGAAAAACAGGUAUUUUCACUCAAAAAUGGCUUGAACUACUUAUGACGUCAUAUCUCGUAACCAUAUAAACUGACCAUCACUUAACUUGUUUCAAAAUGCGCGCGAGAGAUAAACGAACAGCUGCUGAAAACGUCAGGUGCAAAUGUUUUAUCGUCUAGGAAAAAAAACUCAGAAAAACCUCAGAGGGGGGUGGCAGCCACCCUCCUCUCCCCUGUACGUCCGAGGGUUAAGAAACAAUUCACUCGUUAAGGGAAAGAACAUGAGACCCGCCGGACUUAGGAGAGCAGUGGAAAAUGAAGCCUGAUAUCAAGGCUCGUGAUGCAUUAUCUACUUUUAUUCGAGUUUGAUAGGUAGUCUAACUGUUUUUUUUACAUUUUUUUUUCUCAUCAGCUUCAUAUUUUAGUCAAUAUAAUGGUCGACUGGUUAGAAAACUUCCCGGAAUUACUACCCUCCCUGUUCCCUCUCAAAUGGAAAAUAACAAUUCAAAGGAUCAGUUUCUUUCAUCUAGUGAAACUGCAAUUUAUGAACAACAACUACUUCAGGAAAAACUCCAAGCAAAAGUAAUAGAACUACAAGAAAAACUAGCCAUGCAAAAUUCUGGAUGGGAUCCUAAGCUGCCGACAAUUUUUGCCAUUACUCCUACCUAUAGGAGAUUUUUACAAAAAGCUGAGUUAACGCGCACGGCCCAGACUUUAAAACAUGUUAAAAAUCUACACUGGAUUGUCGUGGAGGACUCGCACGAAAAAACAAAUCUGGUUAAACGGCUUUUAAAUCAUUUUGGCAUCAGAUAUACUCAUCUUAACGUACGGACACCGGUGGAAAUGAGGAUUGGGCGAAAUAAGCCACGGUGGACUAAGUCGAGAGGUACAGAACAACGUAAUGUGGGAUUAGAAUGGAUACGUGACAAUAUUAAGCCCAAUGAAACAAAAGGAGUGGUGUACUUUGCUGAUGACGAUAAUACUUACGACAUAAGAUUAUUUGAUGAGGUAACAAUAUUUUCUUCUUUUAUCAGUUUUUGUCUCCUUGGCAUUUUUAUCAUGUUUGCUCAAUGAAAACUUUUCAGAGUAGCUUCACCCUAUCAAAGGGAAUCCACGACGUUCUUCUAUUCCGGAUUCCAAAUACUUGCAUGUCCAGUGUCUGUCAGGGAAAGUUGGAUUCUGGAUUCCAGUCGUUGGUAGGAUUUCGGAUUCCUAGAGCUGUAUUCCGGAUUCCAAGGCCAAAGAUCCCGGAUUCCACAAGGAAAAAUUUCCCGGAUUCCCUGACAGGGGAAACUUGCCUCAGAAGCAAUCUUCGUGGAGAAAACCUUGAAAUAAAUUUGUGGCGUUAGACAUCAAAAUGCGAAGGUUAUUUCAAGUGGAUGGCUUUGGAGUUUGUUUACUAGCACUUUACAUUGUAAAAGUCUUCUUCUAAACUGAUUGCGUUACUAUUGAACAACAUGUUUUUGAAUUAACGCUGCCCAGCUCUAUUGGCAGGAUAUUUGUGUCCUGUUGAUGUCUUGCAACACUAAUUCUUCCGACAGUAUCAGCCUUCUUUGUAAUGUGAGAAUUUAGUUUUAAGUAUUUCGAUCUAUUAUAGAUCCUAGUAGCCAUACCAACAUCAUUUUCGCUCGCAAGACUUAUUCCUUUGACCAAUUCAUAGUCUUAGGUGCUAAGUGUCGGCGCUCCUUCCUCUGACUCCUCUGUAGUCAUCGCUUUAAAGUUAAAAACCUACUGAAAACAUUGCUAAUAACAGACCUUACUGAAUUAUUUCAUCUUCAUUAGAUGCGGACGAUUAACACCGUUGGGGUGUGGCCAGUGGCAUUUACAGGGGCAGCUAGAUGGGCGGGUCCCAUCUGCGAAAACGGUCAUGUGACUGGCUUUCAUACCAACUGGAAACCAUUCAGAACAUUUCCUGUUGAUAUGUCGGCGUUUGCAGUAAGCUUGAAAAAGCUGCUGGUAGAAAGACCUGAGGCUCGAUUUGAUCCUGAUAUCAAGCCAGGAUUCCUGGAGACUUCAUUUCUAGAACAGAUUACCACUAUGGACGAGUUGGAACCUAAGGCAAGCAACUGUAUGAAGGUAUGUAGUCAGUGUAAUAAUCCCGCUCGUCCCCUGAGAUUCUCCCAUGAAAGGUAUGGGGUUGUUCGUCGUCGUUUAUUGAAAUACAGUCAAAUCCCGUUACUGAGGGGGCCAUAGAAAGUGUCGGCCGUAUUAAGCGGGUUGAAUUUAGAGAAAAUAUAAAGGCUUUAGCUUUCUCUCUCCAGCGACAAAGAUAACUGUCCGUGGGGUUUGGAGGUAAUAUAGUUUUAUCAGUUUACUUAGGAUAAUCAGGACGAAAAGGUUAGUCAUAUUUUUUCAUACACUGGGAUCACUUGGCGUUAUACGUAAAGAAAGAUUUUUUUAAAAAUUAAUAAAGUUUAAACAGAAACAAGAAACAAUGAAAAUAACUACCUUCGUACUUUGCGGUACAUGCUUUCUUUUCCUCAAGCCUAAGACACGCACUCUCACAUUAGUCUGCGUGCUUUCGAUUCUAAUUUUCCACGAGCAUACUUAUCCUAAACUCCAAUAUUCGUCCAAUUUCGCUGAACAACAGUCGAAGGUCGUGGUUUUGUCACAUUCAUUCAUUCCAAACCUUCCCCUGUUUUAAGCCCCCGUACUUUUUGGAAAUUGGCGUGAUGCAAAUAACAUUGUAGAUAGGGUAACAAGAUGAGUGACAAAUCUGAUGGGGAGUACAUUGUAGCUCUCCGCUUGCCAAACAACCUUUGAGCUUGAGUAUGAAUGCAAAGUUGUCAUGUGAAUCAGAAGCAACCGAUAAUGAAACGAACAGAGUCUCAAGAGAUGCCCCAAUUUCAAUUGCAAUCAACUCAAGAGCAUUCAAACUCCAGCAUUGUAUCCCUUCCUUUGUUAUAUUUCUGUUGUAUGGUGACUUGUUUUUGCAACGUUUCACUUGUUGUUUUAGGUAUACGUGUGGCAUACAAGAACCGAAACACCAGUUAUCAACAUCAAUGGAGAAAAACAGCUCAUUAAACGGGGAAAACCCUCAAAUCCUGACGUGGAAACAUAACUAAUCACUUUCACGUGAAUUCUUCCCUCCAUUAUCAUACUUACUACAGUCUUAAUUAAUACCUAAUAAUGCAUAAAAUUUCUUAACUGAGGAUUUUCCGUCAUUACUGUGGCGGG
This is a messenger RNA of Porites lobata, 4372 nucleotides long. The record is from the annotation of a GenBank genome assembly. NCBI's taxonomy places the organism in Eukaryota, Metazoa, Cnidaria, Anthozoa, Scleractinia, Poritidae.